GGACACACGUGGGAUUAAACGGCUUUAUGUUUGUUUCUCUGUGUUUUUACGUCUCAGGGUGGAUCUUUAGGCUGUGUGGCAGCUGAGGGCGGCCCAUGUUUUAGUUGUACUGAUGUGUGUAUUGUCCGUCUUUCUUUUUUUACCUUCAAGAGUGAAUCUAAGAGCCUCAAAUCAGGAGCUAUUUCAGAAGCGCUCAUGUCAUUAUCCACACUGACGUUAUCAAAGCUCGUCACAGAAAAGAGGCCGAGGGUGAGAGAAGAGGGAGAUUAACUCUGGAUGCUGCUCCAUUCUCGUCCUGCUCCCACGGGGCGGUCCGGAUGUCAGGGGGUCCCGCGCCAGCUGCGGGCCAAACUCAUGGACCACAUUAACAUCUCGCCAAAAUUCCAGCCGCCCAUCCCCUAAACCACUCCACAGGCCGCCAGAGAGCUCCUGCACCGUGGAACCAGGGGCAUUGCCUUUUUAGGAGCCACCUGACGACUGUCCCACUCAACAACGCCCCACAGGACCAGGCCACAGCUGAUAACUGAGCUUUUGUUCUGUCGUGACUGCUAAUGGAGUCCGUACUUAUGUAAUUAUAGCUGUUUUUUUAUCUAGAAGUGGUUGUAUUUUCGUGGACAUGGAGAAGUUCAAGGCAGGUAUGGUCCUCGGGGCCGUGGGGGACGCUUUGGGGUACAAGAAGGGCCGCUGGGAAGGCUGCACCUCGGGGAAGAAGAUCCAGGAAGAACUGGCCUCUCUGGGAGGACUCGGGGCCCUAAAACUGGACCCAGACAACUGGCCCCUGAGUGAUGCCACUUUGAUGCACAUGACCACAGCAGAGGCCCUCAUCACAGAUUACUGGUGUCUGGAGGACUUGUACCGUGAGCUGGUGCGUCUCUACGUCGACGCCAUGGUUUGUCUCCAGGGCCGAGCGCCCGACCCGGCGACGGUGGAGGGCUGCGUCCACCUCAAACCGCACAACUACCUGCUCGCCUGGCACACGCCCUUCAACGAGAAAGGGUCUGGGUUCGGAGCAGCUGCCAAGGCCAUGUGCGUGGGAAUGAGGUACUGGCAACCGGAGAGAUUAGACAACCUGGUGGAGGUCAGCAUCGAGAGCGGCAGGAUGACGCACAACCAUCCAACAGGCUUCCUUGGCUCUUUGGCGACGGCGUUGUUUGCGUCCUUGGCGAUCCAGGGGAAGCCUCUGGUGACCUGGGGCCGUGAGCUGAUGACCGUGAUCCCGAAGGCCGAGGAAUACUGCAGGAAAACCAUCCGACACAUGGCAGAGUAUCAGGAAAACUGGUUCUACUUUGAGGCCAAGUGGCAGUUUUAUCUGGAGGAGAGAGAGAUCGAGAACGAGGGACAGAACAAACCCGUGUUUCCAAAUCCUUACGACGCAGAAGAGACGGACAAAACGUACAAACGGUGGAGUUCCGAGGGCAGAGCGGGACGCCGAGGUCACGACGCCCCCAUGAUCGCCUACGACGCUCUGUUAGCCGCAGGAAGUGACUGGAACGAACUGUGUCGAAGAGCCAUGUUCCACGGAGGAGAGAGUCCCGGGACGGGGCUGAUCGCGGGGUGUCUGUUUGGACUCGCGCACGGCCUCAGCUCGGUCCCGUCUGGUCUGUAUCAGGACCUGGACAAACGCGUGAGGCUGGAGGAGCUCGGAGAAGCACUUUACAAAUCUUCCACCACAGACAAGUGCAUAGACAAACCAAUAUUUAAGAAAACUACGAGCACAAACCCCAAUGCCACUUUUAUCAAGAAGCUCAUCAGAAGCAACGAGUCCCACCCGGUGAUCAGAGACGUCCUGGAGAGUCUGCUCCUGUACCUGACCAAGGAACUGCCCCACCUGAAGAACUCUUUUACCACGAGAAAAUGUGACAGAAAUGAAGAUUCAACAGACAGAGAAACUUUAGACAGUAAAAAUCAUAAAUGUUUAGUGAUAAAAACAAAAGAAUCAAACACAGACGAUAAAAUACCAAGACGUCUCACCUCUUUCCAACUUCUUCAGUCUAAAUUCAGCCGGACGACGCCCAAACCUCCCGUAACCCACCAGAGAGAAGUCGGAACACUGUCGAUCAACGGAACCGCACGGAACGCCAACUUCAGCAAGGACUCGGAACCAGAGCCGCUGAAAAAGAACCAAACGGUUUGUAUAAAAAACAGAGGCAAAGUUAAAGACUUUUUGUCCAAAUUUAUCCAGGCUGAACAAAAACAGCACGGACAGAACAAGCAGACGCCAAUCAAACCGAGAAGCAUCGGAAAAGGGAAACUUCUGUCUUGUAUCGUGGAGCGAUUCGACGGAGCGGUGACCGUACGCGACGCCAGCGAUCUGAAACGUUCAACGACUCGACCGCGAAUACAAGCGACAAGUAACGUCAAAGAGAUGGUGGCAAGUCACGAACGAGAAAAACAGACAAAAACAGACGAGAAAAUGACGUCCAAAGUGAAUCCGAGUUUGAAAAGUGAAAUAAAAACGGUAAAAAAUGUAAAAAAUGUUCCAGGUUUGACAAAAGAGAAUUUAGGUGUGGAGCAAAAAAACACAGUUCAGGAAAAAAAUGUGGAAUAUGUUGAAGCGUUUGAGGAAAUACAGGACAGACGUGCAGAUCCCAAAGAGGAAAAUCAAACUUUAUCAUCAGGUGAAACGGCUGAAACGGGCUGUAGCAGGGAUUUAGAAAAACGCAGCACAUUUUAUAAUAACGAGGCGACUGAAUGCUCCUCUGACCGCGUUCACACAGCCCGCCGAGAGCGUUUGUGUUCAGGUUGUGCGUCUGAAUGGUCGUUUCCUCAGUUUUACGAAGUUACACAACAAAUCGAGACCCCAGUUUCUUUCCACACAGCGACGGUCCGGCCCCGUCCUCUCGUUUGGCAAAUUCAUAACAGCAACUGUCCAAGAAUAUUUGACAAAGAGGAGCUUAAGUUUGGCGACGCAAACGGCCUGAAAUCUGAAACUGACUUAGAAGUAACAAAUGUGCAGUUGUCCAAAGAAAACUCGACUGGGCUCAGUGAAGAAAAAACACAAACUGAAAAAGAGUCAGAGGAAUAUCCAAGUAAACACCAAGAUAUUUACAGAGAAAAAGCAUCGCCGCAGUUUCUCAUACCACGUGUGUCUCAAAUGAACCAACAAACAAAUCAACAAAUGAACCAACAAACAAAUCAACAAACAAAUCCACAAACAAAUCAACAAACAGAUCAACAAACAAAUGAACAAACUAAUCAACAAACAAAUCAACAAACACAUCAACAAACAAAUCAACAAACAAAUCAACAAACAAAUGAACAAACUAAUCAACAAACUAAUCAACAAACACAUCAACAAACAAAUCAACAAACAAAUCAACAAACAAAUCAACAAACUAAUCAACAAACUAAUCAACGAACUAAUCAAAAAACAAACCAACAAACAAAUGAACAAACAAAUCAACAAACAAAUCAACAAACUAAUCAAAAAACAAACCAACAAACAAAUCAACAAACCAGUUCUCUGCCAGCGUCCGUCGGCGUCGAUACAGAUGGUUCAAAUGAAGCAUCUUUACCGUCCACAAUCACAGAAACUCAAAUGUCAAGAGAAAAAAAGAGUCAAGAGUCGAGUUUGUGUCUAAAUGAGCCACAACACGACACAACACAUAUACAUACACAUAACACAACAGAAACAUGCACAGAAGAAACUGAUGAAGAUAAGACGACAAACAGAGGCAGGAGUGAAAUAGUUAUGGAAAAGAGAGAAAUAGAACAACAGACUCUGGGUGAAGAUGAUUCUGCUCCAGGAUUAGUUAAAGAUCAGAGUCACACAACAGAAAUAAAAACACUUCUACAUGAAACAAUUAAACCAGAGGAAACUGAUGAAGACCAGACGACAAACAGAGGAAGGAGUGAAGGAAAAGUUAUGGAAAAGAGAGGAAUAAAAUAUCAACAGUCUCUGGUUCUUAUCAGUGAGGAUGAUGGUGUGAGGAGAGAUGAUGAGUUAACUCAAGACGUCCAGAGUCAAGUCGACAACCAACAAGACAAACACACAAAAGAAAUAAAAACAGCUCCACCUGUGAGUUUGAAACCUGAGGAAGAGACGACGAGAAACAAGAAAAACAGUGAAGAAAAACCUAUGGAAAAGAGAGGAAUAAAAUAUCAACAGUCUCUGGUUCUUGUCAGUGAGGAUGAUGGUGUGAGGAGAGAUGAUGCUGCCCAAGGAUUAACUAAAGACGUCCAGACUCAAGUCGACAACCGACAAGACAAACACACAACAGAAAUAAAAACAGUUUCAUCUGCGAGUUUGAAACCUGAGGAAGAGCCGACGAUAAAAGGUAAAAAUAAGCGAGAAAAACCUUUGGAAAAGAGAGAAAUAGAAGAUAAACCGUCUCUGUUUGAGCUCAAUGAGGAUGAUUCUGUUCCAGGAUUAGCUCAAGAUGUUCAGACUCAAGAAAAACACACAACAGAAAUAAAAACAGCUCCACCUGUGAGUUUGAAACCUGAGGAAGAGCAGACGACAAACAGGAAAAACAGUGAAGGAAAACGUCUGGUAAAGAGACAAACGGAACAUAAACGAUCUCCGUUUGAGAUGGAUAAAGACGAUUGUGUGAGGAGCAGGGAUGAGAUCCAUGGAUUAGGUAAAGAUGUUCAGACUCAAGCAAACAACCAACAAGACAAACGCACAAAACAAAUAAAAACAGUUCUACGUGAAACAAUGAAACGUGAAGAAACUGACAAAGAUCAGACGACAGAGAGGAAAAACAGUGAAAGAAAACCUUUGGAAAAGAGAGAAAUAGAACAAAAAACGUCUCUUGUUGUUUGUGCGAGCAGAGAUGAUGCUACUCCAGGAUCAGCUCAAGACGUCAAGACUCAAGUCGACAACCAACAAGAAAAACACACAACAGAAAUAAAAACAGCUCCACCUACGAGUUUGAAACCUGAGGAAGACAAAAGGAUCAACAGGAAAAGUAUUGAAUCAAAACUUAUGGAAAAGAGAGGAAUAAAACAUAAACCGUCUGUGGUUGAUGAAGAUGCUACUCCACGAUCAGCUCAAGACGUCCAGACUCAAGUGAACAACCAACAAGAAAAACACACAACAGAAAGUUUGGAACCAGAGGAAACGGAUGAAGAUAAGACGAUAAACAGGAAAAGUAAUCAAGGAAAACCUCUGGAAAAGAGAGAUAAAGAACAACAACAGGCUCAGGCUGAUGUGGAUAAAGAUGUUUGUGCGAGCGAUGAUGAUGCUACUCCAGGAUUAGCUCAGACCAACAACCAACAAGACAAACACACAAUGGAAACACACAGAGCUCCAUGCACAAGUGUGAAGACUGAGGAAGAUGAGAAGAAAAAUAAGCAAGGAAAACCUCUGGAAAAGACAGAUAUAGAACAUAAACCGACUCUGUUUGAUGUCAAUAAGGAUGAUUGUGCGAGCGGUGAUGAUGCUACUCCUGGAUUAGCUCUAGAUGUUCAGACUCAAGUCAAAAACCAACAAGAAAAGCACAUAAAAGAAAUAAAAACAGCUCCAUGCACACGUUUGAAGACUGAUGAAGACCAGAAGAAAAAUAAACAAGGAAAACGUCUGGAAAAGACAGAUACAGAACAUAAACCGUCGCUGGUUGAUGUCCAUAAAGAUGUUUGUGUGAGCGGUGAUGAUGACGUCCAGACUCAAAUCGACAACCAACAUGACAAACGCACAAUAGAAAUACAAACAGCUCCAUGCACAAGUUUGAAACCUGUGGAAACUGAUGAAGACCUGACGAUAAACAGGAAAAGUAGUGACGGAAAACCUCUGGAGAACAGAGAUGUAGAACAUAAACCGUCUCAGGCUGAUGUCCAUAAAGAUGUUUGUGCGAGCGGUGACGGUGCGACCUCAGGAUCACCUGAAGAUGUUCAGACUCGAGCCAAAAACCGACACGACGGACCCAAGUACAGAACCAUAAACUACGGCGAUUCAUUUGUGAAGAAAAAGUACAAACCUAAAAUCAUACGUUUUACUGACACUUUCACCUUCUGAGGAUCACAGUUUGGACUCACGAACUUUAUUUACACUUUUCUCCUGUCAAAGAAAUGAAACUGUUUGGUUUAAAAUUAAAGGGUUAAAAUAAUCACGACUCGCUUCACCUUAAAGUCUGUAACUUUGUGUCCAAAUCUGAUGGAAAUAGGGGAUUUUACUUUUUUUAUGUAUUUAUUUUUUCAUUUUGGUUGUAUUUAUUGUCCUGACUGUGAGCGGGCUUGCAUCUCCACAAAC
Periophthalmus magnuspinnatus is the source of this 6190-nucleotide messenger RNA. RefSeq names its product ADP-ribosylhydrolase like 1 (gene adprhl1). The coding region runs from base 617 to 5956 and encodes 1779 amino acids. Gene Ontology annotation, biological process: protein de-ADP-ribosylation. The transcript has 8 exons. The record is from RefSeq and is a predicted model, not a curated record. Gene Ontology annotation, molecular function: ADP-ribosylarginine-[protein] hydrolase activity; magnesium ion binding. NCBI's taxonomy places the organism in Eukaryota, Metazoa, Chordata, Actinopteri, Gobiiformes, Gobiidae.